Messenger RNA from Triticum turgidum subsp. durum (durum wheat), 1548 nucleotides. NCBI's taxonomy places the organism in Eukaryota, Viridiplantae, Streptophyta, Magnoliopsida, Poales, Poaceae. The record is from the annotation of a GenBank genome assembly.
AUGAUGCGUCGCGGGGUUGCCACCAUGGCGCCGCUGCUCAUGCUGCUUCUCCUCCUCUCGGGGUGGUCGGCGAUGGGUACGCCGCGUUUACGCGAGAGAUGGGAGGAGGAGGGGGAGGGGGAGUGGCGGCCGGAGGAAGAGGCCAAGGGCGGCGGCGGAGGUGGCGGGGCUGGGAAAGGGCUGUUCUUGCUGGACAAGGUGGAGAAGGUGGUGGAGUCGGAAGGUGGGAGUGUGCACGUCGUACGCGGGCUGCCAGCGUCCGGCGUGCCGGAAGCACCGUGGCAGCAUGGUGGGUGGUCCGCGGGCGCGGGGUGCGGAGCUUGCCGAGAGGGGCUCAUGCACAUCGGCUUCAUAACCAUGGAGCCCAAGACGCUGUUCGUGCCGCAGUACAUAGACUCCAACCUCAUACUCUUCGUGCAGCGAGGGGAUGUGAAGGUUGGAUGGAUCCACAAGGGCGGUCUCGUGGAGAAGCAGCUCAAGAUGGGCGACGUCCUCCAGAUGGACGCCGGCUCCACCUUCUACAUGGUCAACACAGGCAAAGGCCAGAGGCUGCACAUCAUAUGCAGUAUCGACGCCUCGGAUAGCGCAGGCUUCGCACCUUAUCAGUCCUUCUAUCUUGGUGGGGGAGGGAAACAGACGUCAGUGCUGGCCGGCUUCGAGCCAAAGAUUCUUGUCACCGCUCUCAACACCACUUACGACGAAUUGGCAAGAAUCUUACCCGUGCGAACCGGGGGCCCUUUCGUGUCCUACACAACGGAGUCCGGGAGCGGUGGCAAAGAGCAUGGACAGGGAGAUGUGGGAGAAAAUGGAAGGGAGAGCGAGCCAUGGAGACCAGUGGGGAGAGGCGACGACGACGACGACGAACGCGGUAGCAGUAGCGGGCAAUCCACUUGGACUUGGUCGUGGAGGAAACUGAUGAGCAGGUUCAUCGGAGUGGAGCUGAACAACAAGUCGGACAAGACUGUGCGCGCGCCGGAGCCUUACAACCUGUUCGAUCACGAGCCCAGCUUCCGGAACACCUACGGCUGGAGCAUCUCCGUCGACAAGCACGACUACGAGCCCUUGGACCACUCCGACAUCGGCGUCUAUCUCGUCAACCUCACCGCCGGCUCGAUGAUGGCGCCACACGUGAACCCGAGGGCGACGGAGUACGGCGUGGUGCUCGCCGGGGAAGGCGUCAUCCAGGUGGUCUUCCCGAACGGGUCUCUUGCGAUGAGCGCGGUGGUGCGUGCCGGCGACGUGUUCUGGAUCCCACGCCACUUCCCGUUCGUCCAGGUGGCGUCACGGGGCGGGCCGUUCGUGUUCUUCGGGUUCACCACGUCGGCGCGGCGGAACAAGCCGCAGUUCCUGACAGGCCCCACCUCUGUCUUCCGCAUGAUGCUCGGGCCGGAGCUCGCGGCCGGGUUGGGCGUCCCUGAGAAUGAGAAGGAAUUGAGGGAGGUGGUGGAGGCCCAGACGGUGGCGGUGAUCGAGCCGCCGUUGCCGGAGAAGGAGAAGGGGCGGAAGGAGAGGGAACCGUUUGUUAUGAAGCAAGUGGCGAGGGAGUGA